This is a messenger RNA of Mustela erminea (ermine), 3059 nucleotides long. It is a transcript of the gene UBE2Q1, whose product is annotated as ubiquitin conjugating enzyme E2 Q1. The transcript has 13 exons. The record is from RefSeq and is a predicted model, not a curated record. Bases 173 to 1441 code for a protein of 422 amino acids. NCBI's taxonomy places the organism in Eukaryota, Metazoa, Chordata, Mammalia, Carnivora, Mustelidae.
GCCGGCGAGCGGGGGGGCCCCGUCCCGGAGGCGGCGGCGGCGCCAUCUUGGCGAAGGGGGGAUCAGGAAGUGCGGACCGCGGCGGCGGCGGCGGCGGCGGCGGCGGCGGCGGAGCCCGAGCGGAGGCCGGAGGCUCCCGGCCCGCCGGCCCCGGAGCGGAGCGGAGCGGAGGAUGCAGCAGCCGCAGCCGCAGGGGCAGCAGCAGCCGGGGCCGGGGCAGCAGCUGGGGGGCCAGGGGGCGGCGCCGGGGGCCGGGGGCGGCCCGGGGGGGGGCCCGGGGCCGGGGCCCUGCCUGAGGCGGGAGCUGAAGCUGCUCGAGUCCAUCUUCCACCGCGGCCACGAGCGCUUCCGCAUUGCCAGCGCCUGCCUGGACGAGCUGAGCUGCGAGUUCCUGCUGGCCGGGGCUGGAGGGGCCGGGGCGGGGGCCGCGCCCGGACCGCAUCUGCCCCCGCGGGGGCCGGUGCCCGGGGAUCCCGUCCGCAUCCACUGCAACAUCACGGAGUCCUACCCUGCUGUGCCCCCCAUCUGGUCAGUGGAGUCCGAUGACCCGAACUUGGCCGCCGUCUUGGAGAGGCUGGUGGACAUCAAGAAAGGGAAUACUCUGCUGCUGCAGCACCUGAAGAGGAUCAUCUCCGACCUGUGUAAGCUCUACAAUCUCCCUCAGCACCCGGACGUGGAGAUGCUGGACCAGCCCCUGCCGGCGGAGCAGUGCACGCAGGAGGACUUGUCUUCUGAAGACGAAGAUGAGGAGAUGCCUGAGGACACGGAGGACCUGGAUCACUAUGAGAUGAAGGAGGAGGAGCCAGCCGAGGGCAAGAAAUCCGAAGACGACGGCAUCGGGAAGGAAAACUUGGCCAUCCUGGAGAAGAUUAAGAAGAACCAGAGGCAAGAUUACUUAAACGGCGCGGUGUCCGGCUCGGUGCAGGCCACGGACCGGCUCAUGAAGGAGCUCAGGGACAUUUACCGCUCACAGAGUUUCAAAGGCGGAAACUAUGCAGUCGAACUCGUGAAUGACAGUCUGUACGACUGGAACGUGAAACUCCUCAAAGUCGACCAGGACAGCGCUUUGCACAACGAUCUCCAGAUCCUCAAAGAGAAGGAAGGAGCGGACUUCAUUCUCCUCAACUUUUCCUUCAAAGAUAACUUCCCCUUCGACCCGCCGUUUGUCAGGGUUGUGUCUCCCGUUCUUUCCGGAGGGUACGUUCUGGGCGGAGGUGCCAUCUGCAUGGAGCUCCUCACCAAACAGGGUUGGAGCAGCGCCUACUCCAUCGAGUCCGUGAUCAUGCAGAUCUGCGCCACGCUGGUGAAGGGGAAGGCACGCGUGCAGUUCGGAGCCAACAAGUCCCAGUACAGCCUGACGAGAGCACAGCAGUCCUACAAGUCCCUGGUGCAGAUCCACGAGAAGAACGGCUGGUACACACCCCCCAAGGAAGAUGGCUAAAGCCGGAGAACGUCCCUCCCUCCUCCCCAGGCGCCACUGGACCAGUUCCCUUUGAAUGCUGUAUUCGGACCUCGCGCCGCCUCUGUGGUCCCCUCCCUCGUUUUUCCUGGCCGUGAUAGCUCUGCCCUGACGCAGGACAGCGAUGGCUAUUCUGAGCGCUAAGGAAAGCAGCAGACGCAGACCCGUUUCGAGUUCUCCGGACCGACUGACAGACCGACGACCACCGGGCUGGAACCCCUGCUCGCAGGCAUUCUUCUGAAAGAGACUUUCGAGCCUCCUUCUGUUGCUGGAAACUCAGCCGUGCUCCAGACUAGAGCCUCCUUACCUAUGCUAUGGAUUUUUAAUUUAUUUUCUCUUAUUUCAUGUACACUGCUUUUUUUGGUUACAGUGUAUGACGGAUGUGUAUGGAAAAUGUAUCUUUGGGAAAACAAUUACAGUUUGUUAAUUUGAAGAUGCUGGUCUUGACUCCUCUUUCUCUCUCUCCCACCUCCCGCCCCCUCCCCCGCUGUCUGGGCGGUGGGGGAGGGGCAGGGUCCGGCGGCUGCAGGAGAAGCUGCAGUUUGCGGCGGAGGCUUGCCCGGCUCGCCCCCAGGUUCCUCCCGGAGGCCCCCCUGGAGCGACCAGCACUUGUCCCCUCGGAACGCAGAGCCUGCCCGCCGAGCCACGACAGGGCAGGCUGCACGGACGCUUCACGCUCACGGCGACUGUUCCUACUAGUCACAGAUGUUUCCAAAUUUCUAAGCGAGUGAGGAUGGAGUCUGGAGAGGCCGCUUCCGAGAAUUGCUUCAAAAUGAACGGCGGGGUGGGGGGAUGCUCCCCGGCUCCCCGGCUCCCCCGCCUCGGACGGGCCUGCCCUGGCCCAGACUGACGGCUCGGACCUCUCCAUCAGGCUCACACAGGAAGAUGGGCAGAACUCCGAAGCAGGUUGGCUGGCCCGGAGAAUUGGGGGUUCUUUGAAGCUGCUGGCCUGAGGUGGGUCCUGCUGGGAAGGUUCGCUCCAGGGGCUCAUUCCGGGCCCCCGGGGCCUCACCCUGGCUCUGGGAACUGCUGGUCAGGGGAAGGGGGGGUGGGGAGGCUGUGCGGUGCUGUGUGGACCUGUGGGGGACACUGCCUGCCACCCAGCCCGUGAGCCUGCCCCUGGGCUGUCCGCCUGUGGGCUGGGGGCUGGGCCGAGCGAGGCCGGUGUAGGCUGGCGUGGGGGAGCCCGGGCUGAGGACCACGGGCCUGUGGGACACCAACACUGUCCUGCUUUGUCGGAGACCCUGGCCAUUCCCUUCCCACUCCUGUUCCCUUGGGGACCGUAAGUGUCGCUGCUUCGGGCGCAGGGAGAGGCUGCCAGCUCUGCCCCGUGCUGCUCCUGCUCUGCCCACACCACCUGCCACAGGUGCUAAUGCCCAUGGAGGCCGAGAUCAAGAGGGGCCCUGGGGGAAACACUCCAUAGAGCUGGAAUCUGGGUCUUGAGGCCUCUGUGGCUUUGUUCUGAACUUAAACCAGCCCUGGCUGGGAUGUAGUUGGUGUUUUUAGUAAUGUGUACUGUGAGCUGUUCUCUGUACAAUGUAUUUUGUAAUGUAUUUUCUCAUCUACCAAAGGAUGAAACAAAUAAAAUUAUUUAAAUAGU